CUUUGAGCGCCUUUCAACAGUCUUUCAAGACGUCUUUCUAAUUUGUUUUAUAAAUAUUACUUUUAGCCUUCUUUUUAAUUUCGCAAUAGCGAUUUCUAAGUGCGAGGACCCUUCUCGUUGCCCGAUCGACAACGCAGCAGAGCGCGACUCCCUUUCCUUUUUUUCUCCCUUUUUAUUUUUUUUUUUGAAGCCCCUGCAUAUAGCGACGUUUGCCAUCGUUCAUGGCUUAACAACAUCAAAGUUGGAAGGGACUUUGGAAUUGAUCGUCUUUCGAGUCCUGAUCGGCCAUCAUGUCAGGCUUCGGCGCUGGCUCUGGCUUUGGGGGCUUCGGCUCCGGUAACCAGCAACAACAAAGCGGUGGGUUCGGAACUGGAUCAGCUUUUGGGGCAUCAGGCUCAGGUUUCGGCGCUCCUACUGCACAAACAAACCCCAUUUUUGGAGGUCAGAAUAAAGGAUUUGGGUCCACCCCGACAUCCACUGGAGGUAUGUUUGGAUCGGGAACAAGCACGUUCGGUAAUACAGGCUUCGGAUCAGGCAGUUCGUUCGGCAACACUCCAAGUACAGGGAGCAGUGGUAUGUUUGGGAGCAAUCAGACAUCUGGCUUUGGAAGCGGCAGUCAGGGUAGCAGUCUCUUUGGUGGAGGAACUACAGGCGGAACCGGGUUUGGCGGUGGGAGUGCAUUCGGUAGCGGAACAGCUUUGGCUGGCGCCAUUCCCCCGGCAAGCGGAACCGCAAAUCCACCGUUCAGCGCAUAUGAAGAAAAAGACUCUUCGGGGACAUGCCAUUACCAAAGCAUUAGUUGCAUGCAGCCGUACUUGAAAUAUUCCUUCGAGGAACUUCGCGUUGCGGAUUAUGACCAAGGACGCAGAUACGGAAAUGCUAGCGGUCAGGCCGGAGCAUUUGGAGCAACUGCCUUCGGGGGUUUCCAACAGCCUGCUGGCGGGUUUGGCACUCAAGCUUCUAGUAAUCCCUUUGGUGCAGCCUCAAGCGCGCCUUCAACUUUUGGACAGACAGCGACAAGCGGUUUUGGAAGUGGUACUUCAACAAACCCAUUGUUUGGGGCUACGAAGCCAGCUGGCUCAGUGUUCGGUCAAACCCCUACCUCACAGCCAAGCGGUUUCGGCACAACCACAACUGGCACCGGGGGAUUUGGGUCAACUACAGGUACGGCUUUUGGUUCAGGUAAUCUCCUCGGCAAUCAGCAAAAGACGGGAUUCGGCACGGGCACCACUGGGACUGGAUUUGGUGGAUUCGGACAAACCGCACCUACCACUAGUGCUUCGCCGUUUGGAGGCACUACAGCCACGUCCUCCCCGUUUGGUCAGCAGCAAGCUGGAAGCGGUGGCUUUUCAGCCUUCGGUCAAACCCAACAGAGCCAGCAAAAUAAGCCAGCAUUUAGUGGGUUCGGAACCACCACGCAACAGCAACAGCCGGCCGGAGGAACCCUAUUUGGGGGAACGCCUGCAGGUACCGGAACUACAGGGUUUGGAACAAGCCUCGGACAACAAGGUGGCACAUCGCUGUUCGGGGGUACGACUGGACAGCAAGCCACAUCAACUAAUUUAUUUGGCGGUCAGCAGCAACAACAGCAGGAACAGAAGCCGAAUCUGUUUGGCAAUCUUGGGACCGGAACUUCGACCACGGGCACCAGCGGCUUUAGUGGAUUUGGAACCCAACCUCAACAGCAACCGGGAUCCAGCUUGUUUGGAGGAACACAACAACAGCAAAAGCCAAGUCUUUUUACCCCCAGCACAGGCCAAACUGGUAGCUUGUUUGGUACUCAAGCAAGUGCAACUCCUGCCUCUACUGGUGGCUCUUUGUUCAAUCUCGGUGGUGCGAAUCAGAACGCACAACAGCAAAAUACCGGUGGAUUAGGCUUGGGCUCGUUGGGUAGCGGCAGCAUGUUCGGAACUCCACAGCAACAAACACAACAGCAGCCUCAGGCUACUGGCCUUCAAGCGUCGCUCCUGGAAGGCAAUCCUUACGGAAACCAGUCAAUCUUCUCUGGCCUGCCUGCACCGAAUGCUCCCUCUCCAGGACCCUUAGCCACACCACUGUCCGCGAGUAUCAAACAAAAGCAAAGAACACCACUGCCUAUGUAUAAAGUUUCUCCUCAUGCUGCAAACCGCCUCAUCACCCCUCCCACUCGCCAAGGAUACGGAUUUUCGUAUUCUACAUAUGGCACUCCUAGCAGCUCCAUUGGUACACCGACUGGAACGAGCCUGUUAAGUAGAAGUUUUAAUGGAGGAAGCUUGGGGCGGGGCUUCAGCAAGAGCCUUUCGGCAAGUAGCUUACGCAGAUCCUUCGAGCCAGAAACGGAUAGCAUCCUGUCCCCGGGAGCAUUUUCUCCGGGAAGCUCUCGAUAUUCAAGCUCGAACUUGAAGCGCUUGACAAUCGACCGGAGUCUUAGAAAUGACCUAUUUGCACGGGCACCCCAGCCCCCGGCCACAAUUACGAAUGGCGAUAGUACUCCACAGCAAUCUAGCAAACUCAAGAAGAGAGUCAGCUUUGAUUCUCCCAUUGAUAGCGAGGAAUCAUCUGCGAAAGCUGAUGGAGCUCUUGUCCACGUGCAAAGCUCAACCCCGGAGCCAACACCGGAAGAAUUGGGCUUCUUGCGGUCGGGUAAACAGAAGAGCACUGCUGCCGAAUCGAAUAAAGUGAGAGAGGUUGAGAAUGUCAAUGGCACCCCCGACGGUAAAUCUUCCGCUAGCUCCAGCGACCAGCCUGAGAUGGAACAGAUCCGAGGAAAUGAACUUGCCAUCGUCCCUGAAGACCGUGAGCAAGAAGAAGUUGUUACACCAGAGAAGCCCGGACUGGUGAAAGUUCCAGAGAGAGACCCUCAGCCUGGAGAAUAUUGGAUGAAACCAUCCCGCCAAGAGAUCAACAAAAUGACGCGCGAGCAACAGAAACAGGUAUCCAACUUUACCGUGGGUCGCAAAAAUUGCGGCAGUGUUACGUUUAAUAAGCCUGUUGACCUCACAACGGUUAAUCUCGAUGAUGUGAUGGACUCGAUCGUCGUGAUCGGAUUACGUUCCAUCACUGUAUAUCCUGAGGAAGGAUCUAAGCCACCGCGAGGCAAAGGCUUAAACGUCCCGUCCACUUUGACAAUUGAAAACUCUUGGCCACGAGGUCGCGACAAGAAGGCUCCUUCGCCACUGACGAGUGGACCACUCUUUGAUAAACAUAUCGAGCGUUUGAAGCGCGUUACGAAUACCGAAUUUGUCGAAUAUCGGAAGGAUAAGGGUAUUUGGAUUUUCAAAGUUCCACACUUUACCACUUACGGGCUUGAUUAUGAUGAUGACGAUGAAGGUGAGAGUUUUGAUCAAAGCACUAUGAGUGCUCAUCCUGACAUGGUCACUCCAAAGGCUCAAAUUCCCUCACAUCAUCUCGGGUCAGAAUUUAAUGAUUCAACAAUUAGCGUCGAUGAUUCGUUUGACGACUCAAUGAUCGGAGUCGAAGACGAUACGUUCGAAUUCAAAAAAAGAGGUUUAGUUCCUGGAGCCUUUACGAACCAGUCUGUUAUUGGUAAAUCUGUGUCCUUUGAGUCGGAUGAAGAGCAAGAAUCUUUUUUAGGGGAGGGCUCCGUGGGUUCGAAUUCUGAAAAUGGAUAUGUUGAAGAAAGUGACGGUCAUGACACUGUCACAUCAGAACUUGAAUCAGACAGGGACGAGACGAUGGAUAUGGCUGGUGCAUUUCCUGUCCCUGACUAUACCGCGGAGCAACCUACUCCAAUCAGCCCCCAAAAAUCAACUUUCGAACACUCGCGAAUCGGGCAUAUGGAUGACUUGAGUUUAAACUUGAGCGGAAAUUGGGCAGAGCAGUUGCAGCGCACCAUCAGUCCUCGGAAACAAGAUCGACAAGCUCUGCGCGAAAUCCAAAACAGUGUCUUUGCGGACAGAGACGGGAGUGAUGACACCCCAAAGGCAAAAUCCCAAGACAGCAAGGACAAAGGAUUUGCUACAAGCAUCGAUCUUAUGAACUCCCUUUUCCGACCGCGGCAGGCCAGUCCGCGAAAGUCUCAGGUGGCGAAAACUCGGGAAGGAUUCGAGUGGCCAUAUGCCAAGAAGCCUAAAACUUUCGCCGGAAAACCCGGUGACAUGCCGGAAGAUGAUGUUAGCUUCCAUUCCUCGUUUAAACCCAGAUGGGCAAAUUUGAAUACACUUAUUCUUCGCGGGGUUGCUUCGCCAUCAAUGCUUGAUGCUCACGAACCAGAGAUUAUACUUUACAAGCUUGGAGAUAUGAAGGAGAACCAAGAUGCCUUGCUCUUGCAAAAGGCUCGUUCAGUUAUACAAAUCAUCGAUGACGUCCCAUCCGCUAGCUUGUCUGUCGCUGAUUUCCUUGCUUUAAUCGACGUUGUCCAGGAAGAAUCACCGGAAGGCGAACUAGAACGACGGGUUUGGCAACUAGCAUAUAUCCUUUUUAAUGAUGAUAUUGAGGAUGAUAUAUCGGCUGGAGUCCCGGAGCACUUCCGCAAGCAAUAUCUCCACCGCAUCAAGAAAGAUCGCCUCAGUCUACUGUGGGAGGAUAUCAUCCGCCAAACUCAUGGUGCCAAUGUUGAGGCUAGUGCAACUGCAGAAGAACGAGCAAUCAGAUAUCUCUGCCUCCAUAGAGUUGAAGAUGCGUGCAAGGCCCUCAUCGAAGGUGGAAACCCCCACUUAGCAACGCUGAUUUCUCAAGCUGGACGAGAUGAAACUAUUAGAAAGGACAUGAAAGACCAAAUUGAGUUCUGGCGGAACCAGAAUGUACUCUCUGAAAUGACUGAGCCUAUUCGUGCGCUGUACGAACUCGUUGCCGGUAACUGUCUUCGUAGCGAGGGCAAACCAAAUGCAGCCAUCGAGGAUCGAACAUCGACUUUCAGUAUCUCCGAACGGUUUGGUCUCGACUGGGUCCAAGCGUUUGGUCUCCGCUUGUGGUAUGGUAUCGGCGAAAGUGACUCUAUUGAAGCCGCCGUGAGUCUGUUUCAACAUGAUAUCUCCCAUGGGAACGAGCCUGCGUAUCCGACUUCGAUCUUUGGGGACCGUCGGGAGCAGCCAGGGGCUGACUUACCUGAAUCUCCUCUGUGGGUUAUCUUGAAAAUCUUUGCGGUUGCCAAAUAUAAUGGAAAACAUCCCGAAAUUCAACCAAUCUGCGUACCACGAGAUAUUAUGCCUGAGGCCUUUUCUGCCCAGGGGUUACAUAGCCGACUCUCAUUCCAACUAUUCCAUCAUAUCUGCAAGGUCGCACGUCAAUACAACGCACUUGAAAUCGAUGAGCAUCGUGCAGAUCAACUUGCUCUUAAUUAUGCCUGGGAACUUGCUGCUUCGGAGGAAUAUGGCCCGGCGUUAUUCGUUCUUCUAUAUCUCAAUCGUGCCGUGGAUCGUGAACGUAGUAUUAAAGAGAUGUUAUGCCAAUUUGCUGAGUUGCUCCCUGCACCAGUCCUAGAAGAUGAAACAACGAGUGUUAUGUGGAAAUAUCUCACUCAGGAACUCCGUCUUCCGACCCCCUGGAUCUGGGCCGCGAAAGCACUCUUUGCACGGUCCGCAGGUGUAACACCUACAGAGGUUGGGUGUCUUCUUAAUGCUAGGCAUUGGGACGAAGCCCAUGAUACGUUCUGCAGGGUUGUUGCUCCGCGGCUCGUCAUUGAGCGCGAUUACGAUACACUUAAAUUGUUGCUCGAUGUAUUUGGCAAAACCCCAGAAAGAAGGAUUCGUGGGUGGCCACAAGAAGGUGGAUUGUAUCGAGAUUUCCUGGCUUUAGUGGAUGUUCCAGGGAUUCGGAAAGACCAGGCUGUGUUGAAAAGACUGACCAGCACACUGAUAAAUGCGGGUGAAAAAAUCGAGAAGAGCACAACAGUGCCUUUCGAGGAGAAAGUGGCGUUAAAGGAAAUUGGUCGAUUGGUCGCUGGGUGGUGCACGAAUGACAUUGGCAGUACUCUGCAGCCGGCUGAUAUACUUCGCCUUCCAAUGACACAAGACGCAAGACGUAUUCAUGCCGCGGAGGUUAGCAAGCGAUAUUAUCGGGCAAUUAUGGCCAGUGGGGCUUGAUUUAUUGUGACUUGAAAAAAUGAAGAUGGAAAA
This is a messenger RNA of Coccidioides immitis RS, 6056 nucleotides long. RefSeq names its product nucleoporin SONB. Gene Ontology annotation, molecular function: structural constituent of nuclear pore. The transcript is spliced from 6 exons. Gene Ontology annotation, biological process: post-transcriptional tethering of RNA polymerase II gene DNA at nuclear periphery; RNA export from nucleus; protein import into nucleus. Bases 291 to 6023 code for a protein of 1910 amino acids. Gene Ontology annotation, cellular component: nuclear pore; nuclear pore cytoplasmic filaments. Lineage: Eukaryota; Fungi; Ascomycota; Eurotiomycetes; Onygenales; Onygenaceae. The record is from RefSeq and is a predicted model, not a curated record.